Molecule: messenger RNA, 1615 nt
Organism: Ictalurus punctatus (channel catfish)
Lineage: Eukaryota; Metazoa; Chordata; Actinopteri; Siluriformes; Ictaluridae
Gene: hsd3b1
Product: hydroxy-delta-5-steroid dehydrogenase, 3 beta- and steroid delta-isomerase 1
Biological process (GO): steroid biosynthetic process
Molecular function (GO): 3-beta-hydroxy-Delta5-steroid dehydrogenase (NAD+) activity
Source: RefSeq, marked provisional
CAAAGGCAUUUUCCUUCUAAUCUCCGAGUGUCUUGGCAGUCCUUUUUUCUGUCUGUGGAACAUUCUAGGCAGGAGAAACUAUAGCUAUGUCUUUUACCGGAGGUGUGUGUGUGAUAACAGGAGCAUGUGGCUUUCUUGGUGGAAAGCUAGUUAAGCUGCUACUGGAGGAAGAGAAUCUUGAAGAGAUUCGACUGUUGGACAGAUGUAUUCGACCUGAACUCAUACAAUCACUAGAAGGUUGCCAGGGUGAGACAAAACUGAGUACGUUUGAAGGAGAUAUAAGGGACAGUGACCUGCUGAAGAAAGUGUGUAAAGGAGCAUCCAUCAUUUUCCACACUGCGUCUCUUAUCGAUGUCAUUGGAGCUAUUAACUACAGCGAACUGUACGAGGUGAAUGUGAAAGGUACCAAAUUACUCCUAGAGGCAUGUAUCCAGGAGAGCGUUGCUUCCUUCAUAUAUACCAGUAGCAUUGAGGUUGCUGGUCCAAAUCAUCGUGGUGACCCUAUCAUCAAUGGCAACGAGGACACAGUGUACAACUCUUACUUAAAAUUUCCCUACAGCCAGACCAAAAGAGAAGCUGAACAGCUUUGCCUUGAUGCCCAGGGUGAAAUUCUUCCAAAUGGAGGCCGGCUGGCUACCUGUGCUCUCAGGCCGAUGUAUAUAUAUGGAGAGGGCUGCCGGUUUACUUUAGGCCAUAUGAGGGAUGGAAUCCAGAAUGGUGAUGUGUUAUUGAGGACUUCACGACGUGAAGCUAAAGUCAAUCCUGUAUACGUGGGAAAUGUGACUUUCGCGCAUCUGCAGGCCGCACGAGCCCUGAGGGAUCCAGAGAAGAGAACUGUGGUUGGUGGAAACUUUUACUACAUCUCAGAUGACACUCCACCCGUGAGCUAUUCUGACUUCAACCACGCUGUUCUGUUACCACUCGGCUUUGGCAUACAGGACAGACCCUUCCUACCUUUCUCCAUUCUGUACCUCGUCUGCUUCCUCAUGGAGGUGGUCCAAGCCGUGCUCCACCCCCUUCUACGCUUUACCCCAGCACUGAAUAGGCAGCUUUUGAUAAUGCUAAACACACAUUUCACCUUCUCUUAUCAAAAAGCCCACCGAGAUCUGGGAUACGCCCCUCGUUACAACUGGGAAGAGGCACGUAAAAGGACUACAGAUUGGCUAGCGUCGGUCUUGCCCAGAGAAAGACAACAAAUGAAUAUGAAAUAAUAAUAAAAAAAAACCCACAAUGGUGUACUUUUAUCUUUUACUCAGUUUCAUAUAGAAUUUGGCUGCUUUAAAUCUCAUUCCUGUAAACAGGUAACUGCAAAUAAAGUCAAAUCUGUUUAGAAGCCACAUGCAAAAGUCUAAAAUCUUAAAGCAGAAAAUAAUUUCUCGGAUCAUGUCGAGAAUCCUUUAAUUUAGCUAAACGAAGCUAAUUUGGUUUGUUGAAGAGUGUUUUUGUUUUGCUUUACUGUUUAUUUCUUUUCUUUUUUUAAAGUCAUGUUUAGUAUUCUAGUGCAGGGGAUCCCAAACUUUUCCAGGGCAAGGCCCCCCAAAUGGCCUUAACAUUUGACCGAGGCCCCCCUUUUGCAAGAUGUCUUUAAAACACAUUAAAAAUACAGUCUUCUGAA